Molecule: messenger RNA, 1855 nt
Organism: Brachypodium distachyon (stiff brome)
Lineage: Eukaryota; Viridiplantae; Streptophyta; Magnoliopsida; Poales; Poaceae
Product: transcription factor NIGT1
Exons: 5
Coding region: 305-1495 (396 amino acids)
Biological process (GO): regulation of DNA-templated transcription
Molecular function (GO): DNA binding; DNA-binding transcription factor activity
Source: RefSeq, a predicted model, not a curated record
CACACAGGCGGAACCCAGCCAGCCCCGCAAAACGGAAUGGGAAUCCCCCGCCGAAUAUUCACGCCUCGUUUCUCUUGUCCGUCCCUAUCCAUCCAUCCACUCACUCUUUCCUUCCUUCCUUCCCGUGUAAGAAUAAGAGCAAAAGAUUCGCUUCCCAUACGCGACGGCCCGACCGCGAUUCAUUUCCUUCUUUCCUCUCCGUUUAAUUCCCCCCCCCCCCCCUUCUUCGUCUCGUCUUCCUUCCUUGCGCCCGAAUCAAUCCGUCCCCAGGCGGCCACGAGAAAGAAGAGACACCUCGGUCGAGAUGCAGAUGGCCAUGGAGGAGGAUCCGGCGUCGGACACGCGCCGCCGGUUCCGCGACUACCUGCUGGCACUCGAGGAGGAGCGCCGCAAGAUCCACGUCUUCCAGCGCGAGCUCCCCCUCUGCCUCGACCUUGUCACCCAGACUAUCGAGGGGAUGAAGAGCCAGAUGGACGCCGUCGUCGGCAGCGAGGAGACGGUGAGCGACCACGGGCCCGUGCUUGAGGAGUUCAUCCCGCUCAAGCCAAGCCUGUCGCUGUGCUCCUCCGAGGAGGAGAGCACCCACGCUGUGGCGCCGGUCAACUCCCCCAAGAAAGAUGAAUCGGAGAGAGCGCGGCCACCGACGCCGGAGACCAAGAAGGCCAUGCCGGACUGGCUCCAGUCCGUGCAGCUUUGGAGCCAAGAACCCCAGCAAUCAUGUCCUAACAAGGAGCUGCCAUGCAAGCCCGUGGCGCUGAACGCCACCAAGACCAGGGGAGCGUUCCACCCGUUUGAGAAGGAGAAGCGCGCCGAGCCCGAGCUGCCGGCGUCGUCGACCACGGCCGCGGCGAGCUCCGCGGUGGUCGGAGACAGCUGCGGGGACAAGGCUACCAGCGACACUGAGGUGGCACACGAGAAGAUCAAGGAUACUAACAAGGACAUGGAGAAAGACAGCAAAGAGGGGCAGUCGUCGCAGCAGCAGCAUAACCGCAAGGCCCGGCGGUGCUGGGCGCCGGAGCUCCAUCGCCGGUUCCUCCAAGCCCUGCAGCAGCUGGGCGGGUCUCACGUGGCGACGCCGAAGCAGAUCCGGGAGCUGAUGAAGGUCGACGGCCUCACCAACGACGAAGUCAAGAGCCAUUUGCAGAAAUACCGUUUGCACACGACAAGGCGGCCGAGCUCGACGGUGGCGCAGAGCAACAACGCGGCACAGGCUGCCGCGCCGCAGUUCGUGGUGGUGGGCAGCUGCAUCUGGGUUCCCCCGCAGGAGUACGCCGCAGCCGCGGCACAGCAGCAGGCAAACAACAACAGCCCAGCAGUAGUAUACGCUCCGGUGGCGACGAUGCCUUCGUCGUCGUCAGCCUUGCAUGUACCAUCGAAGAAGAAACAGACGACGAGUCGUGGCAGUAAGCACUCGGAAGACCAGCGAAGCGGCGACGCUAGCUCAUCGUCGGGAUCUCCGGCCGUCUCUUCUUCGUCUCAAACCACCUCUGCGUGAUUAAAGCUCUCAGCUCGCCACCUUUGUGAUCUUAGUUUAGGCGGCGCCCCACGCCCAUCGAUAGGGAGGGACAUGUAUAUCUAGCCACCACACGGUACGAGAACGAGGGGUACGGUGCGUCGAUCUUUGCGGGGAUUAAUUCUUGCAGGUACAGAUUGUAAUUUUGCUUCAUAAGUACGUGAUCCAUUUUGUUACGAGGGCACGCCACUGCGAUGUUAAUGUUGCCUCGUGUACUGGCAUAUUUUUCAUGAUAAAUACUGAUACUGAGCCUCCGGUAUGUACAGACUAACGGGCUAGUUCAUUCGAUGUGGCCCCGAAUCUAUGUGUGCAACUUUAGUAACAAGAAGAAAAUUUCGAAUU